Molecule: messenger RNA, 1105 nt
Organism: Cryphonectria parasitica EP155
Lineage: Eukaryota; Fungi; Ascomycota; Sordariomycetes; Diaporthales; Cryphonectriaceae
Exons: 3
Coding region: 175-756 (193 amino acids)
Biological process (GO): iron-sulfur cluster assembly; intracellular iron ion homeostasis
Cellular component (GO): cytoplasm; mitochondrial matrix
Molecular function (GO): ferrous iron binding; 2 iron, 2 sulfur cluster binding
Source: RefSeq, a predicted model, not a curated record
AAAGAACAACCUACAACCCACAUCAACAACAACCACCCCACUCAUCACGAUCAACUUCAUCUUGCGAUACCUAAAGCAACAUAUCACCUAAACCGCUCGAGCAAUUGAUCAGAGCACCAUACAACUGCUGCAGGAACCGCCGCGCAGCUGUAUCACACAAAAGCACACAUCAAUAUGUUCUCCAGAGGAAUCCGUGUCGCCUCGAGGCGAGUCCUCGCUACACCCAUCCGCCCUGCCAUCCUCAGCGCACCUCGACAACUCACCCCAGCCGUCUCCGUUGGCGCAACUCGAUCCUACCACGAAAAGGUUCUUGACCACUACUCUCGACCGCGAAAUGUUGGGUCGAUGAGCAAGACUGAUGCAGAUGUUGGAACUGGACUGGUAGGCGCACCGGCAUGUGGCGAUGUGAUGAAGAUUCAGAUACGCGUUGACCCCGACUCAAAUACCAUCUCCGAUGUCAAGUUCAAGACCUUUGGCUGCGGCAGCGCCAUCGCCUCCUCAUCCUACUUGACCGAGCUUGUCCGCGGCAUGACUCUGGACAAGGCCUCCCAGAUCAAGAACACGGACAUCGCCAAGGAGCUGUGCCUGCCCCCUGUCAAGCUGCACUGCUCCAUGCUGGCCGAGGACGGCAUCAAGGCCGCGAUCUCUGACUACUACACCAAGAACCCGACUGCCAAGAAGACGAACCUCGCUGGUACUGGUAUGAAGAUGCCCGAGGUUGAAAUCACCUCCGCGCCGGCGGCUGCUGCUGCUUGAAGGCGGUUGUCAAGUCCGACGGAGUUCCGAGAAUGGGAGUUUCUCGUGCAGGGUGCAGUACUUGUUCCGGCGUUUUGGGGUUCGUGCUGGGGAUUCUUUCACUUUCUUUAAUCAAAUACCACACAAAACAAUCAGUCUGAGCUGGUUGGAGGUGGAGUCCUUCAUGAAUCUUUCGGAAGUUGGGUCUUGGUGGACUAUGAAAGGAUCAAGUUCUGGAUUGGACAUGCUCAGGGGACAGACACUGCAAUGACGAUGGAUGGUUGGUGCCUACGGUCUUUGUAAUGUUGCAACAAAUUGACAUCUCCAUAGGUAGCAAGGUAACCGAAUACGAUGCAUUCGUUGACCUGCC